AAAACCUCGUUUCCUCCAUCACCGGCACCACUGUAAUGAACCCUCUUUCGAAGAACAUCGCCGACGGGCUGAAACCCGAAGCAGGGUUGGAAAUGCUACAGGCUUACAAAGGCGUAAGAAUCAAUUACGAAGCUAGAAAAAACGUUUCGACCUAUGUCCCUUCCUCCUUGAUGAUGGACCACAUUGUCCAUUUGAUCAACUCAACUCUACUCGACAGCUUUCACUUCCGGCGAGCUUGUCCCGACUACCACCCUUACAUUCUCCGCCUUUACUACGCCGUUUUAUUCAUCAUUCAAGUCAUGCGUGCUUCUCGCCACGCAAAUAUUCUCUCUGCAGAGGGUAGCCAAACCCUCAGCUACCUGCUCGACGUUUUCCCCCCUGAAUCGCUUCCCGUCUCAGGUCCCCUUCUAGAGCUAUUCAAGACUUUGUGCUGCUCCCAGCCGGAGAACCCCACCUAUGGGCUGGUUUCUCCCCGGCUUCCGAUCCCCCUCGGCCCAGCUACUCGUAGAGAUUUUAUGCUCACCGCCGCCGAGCACCAUAUUAUCCCCAACAUACCAGGGAUUAUGGCGUUGAUCGCUGAUCUUAAUGACAAAAUCAACCCCGCCAGCGACAACCAGGCUGUCUAUCCCGCCAAAGGGAAGCACAUUCCCGUCUCCAGCACUGCGACUUCCGCCACCGUAUUUGGCCAUCAUUCCUUUGGUGCUGCCGCCACUCGCACCACUGCUUAUAAGUGGAGCCUCUGCUCCUCAGGUCUUCAAUAUCCUUGUGAAGCAGAUGAAAAGCUUCAUGAGGAAUUCGCUGAACGACUAGACAGCUUCGAUUUUCCGGCUACCGCGGAAACAGACGUCCUGUCUAGUUUUAACGGUUUCUUGCAUGUAUCCAAGAGCCAGAACUGGUUUGCCAAUGUGCGAGCCGUUGCUGCCGAUGUAGCCCCAUUCUUUGAAGGCUCUGGCACACUGGCUGACUGUCCACCUUUUGGGCUUCCGAUCAACCAGAUUGUAGUGAAAUACGCUGCACCUGAACAUGCGCCGGCAGAGCCAGCUGGUCUCUUCCGCUUUGCAUUCUCGCUGAAGACGACCUGCAGGUCGCUUCCUGAGCUCGCUGAAGCUAUGGCUUCUCUAGCUCAAACCAAUGUCGACUUUCCAGAGAAUCAUCUGCUGUUGAGUAGCGUCGAUGCAAGAAACCGUAUCGGACCCUUCUGGUCCAUUAGACCUAUAGAAUCAUCGAUCAUUGAUGAUUCAUCCUAUUUAUCUUUGGGAUUAGUAGUCAAGAGUUUGUUCAAGCCUCAGGGCUAACGCUGAUCACUCCACAAGCGUUUUCAUUAUCCUCAUUUUCAGGACUGAUAAUGCACCUUCCUCUAUUUGAAAACUAGCAAAUUUAUGGAUUUAACUAAAAUGAGAAAUUGAAAGUGUCAUUUUAUUAGUA
This is a messenger RNA of Mercurialis annua (annual mercury), 1425 nucleotides long. RefSeq names its product IAA-leucine resistant 2. Bases 36 to 1295 code for a protein of 419 amino acids. Lineage: Eukaryota; Viridiplantae; Streptophyta; Magnoliopsida; Malpighiales; Euphorbiaceae. The transcript has a single exon. The record is from RefSeq and is a predicted model, not a curated record.